Messenger RNA from Nelumbo nucifera (sacred lotus), 1992 nucleotides. Its product is annotated as magnesium transporter MRS2-I-like. Gene Ontology annotation, cellular component: membrane. The record is from RefSeq and is a predicted model, not a curated record. Lineage: Eukaryota; Viridiplantae; Streptophyta; Magnoliopsida; Proteales; Nelumbonaceae. Gene Ontology annotation, biological process: transmembrane transport; magnesium ion transport. Gene Ontology annotation, molecular function: nucleic acid binding; magnesium ion transmembrane transporter activity.
UGGGACAGGGAGCAUUGAUGGGAACUGGCCAGAAGACACUGUACCCAGUACAGUUUUCACAGGUUAAAAGGAACACAAUUUUAAACUUCUCAUUCUGACCGUUUAUUUAUUUACAUGCUACAGGGGCGUUACCUCCCGCGCGCCCACUAGCCAUGUAACGACCUCACACAGAGCUUCCGUUCAUGGUGAUUUCUAGGUUUCUUUCUCCAAACUGAAGCCCUAAUUUACACUUCUUUAUCGCCAGAACUGAACUAUAUUGUUAGAACCAAUGUUUGCCAUAUGGUAUCGGAUUCUCCAUUGAUUGUGUGAAUCCUGCCUUUCGAAAAAAAAGACCCGGGGAAAGCUUGAUAGCUUUUGCCGGUUCUGGGACUUUCGUGCGAAAUUCAACUAGGGUUUCUGUUCCUGGGAUGUAAUUUGGGAUGGUUAGUGAUGGCUCGAGACGGAUACAUCGUCCCUGCGGAUCCUCAAGCGUCUCUGAAGAAGAAAACAGCCGUCUCGAGGAGCUGGAUUUUGUUGGAUUGUACCGGUGAAGGGACGAUCUUGGAUGUCGACAAGUAUGCUAUCAUGCACCGAGUUCAGAUUCAUGCUAGAGAUCUCCGGAUCCUCGAUCCUCUAUUGUCGUAUCCUUCGACGAUAUUGGGUCGAGAAAAGGCAAUUGUUCUCAAUUUAGAGCAUAUUAAAGCUAUAAUCACUGCAGAAGAGGUAUUGCUUAGAGAUCCUCAUGAUGAUAAUGUUAUUCCUAUUGUUGAAGAACUUAAAAGGCGAUUACCCCCUGUAAAUGCCUGCAAUAUCCAAGGAGAUGGGAGAGAAAACCGGAGUGGGCACAAUGAUGUUGAAGUGAGUGAAGAAGACGAGUCUCCAUUUGAGUUUCGAGCCCUAGAAGUAGCACUUGAAGCUAUUUGUAGUUUCCUUGGUGCACGCACAACAGAACUGGAGACUGAUGCUUACCCAGCUUUAGAUGAAUUGACCUCCAAGAUUAGUAGCCGUAAUUUGGAUCGUGUUCGUAAACUGAAGAGUGCAAUGACAAGGUUGACAGCUCGAGUUCAAAAGGUGAGGGAUGAGCUUGAACAACUUCUGGAUGAUGAUGAUGAUAUGGCAGACCUUUACCUUUCAAGAAAAUUAGCUACGGCUUCUUCACCAGUCAGUGGCUCCGGUGCACCCAAUUGGUUACCUGCUUCCCCUACUAUAGGAUCGAAGAUAUCCAGGGCAAGCCGAGCAAGUUUUGCAACCAUUCGUGGAGAUGAAAAUGAUGUUGAGGAGCUUGAAAUGUUGCUUGAGGCAUACUUCAUGCAGAUUGAUGGUAUAUUGAACAAAUUGACCACGCUGCGUGAAUAUAUUGAUGAUACAGAGGAUUACAUUAAUAUUCAGCUUGACAAUCAUCGGAACCAGUUGAUUCAGCUAGAGCUCUUCCUAAGUUCUGGAACUGUUUGUUUAUCCAUCUAUUCUUUGGUGGCUGGAAUAUUUGGCAUGAACAUCCCAUACACGUGGAAUGAUGACCAUGGAUACGUAUUCAAAUGGGUGGUCAUCCUUACGGGGAUAGCUUGUGCCUGCCUUUUCGUAUUGAUAGUUUCCUAUGCCCGCUAUAAAGGUCUUGUAGGGUCUUGAUAUUCUCAGCAGAAGUAGGGUCAUUUUGAAAGGAGCUAGAGAACCCCUCUGAGCAUUCCUAAUAUUUACAUGAAAUAAGUUAUUGCUGCUGAGACUUGACAGCCAGGUCCGAUGAAGCAGGCAGUGUUUUACUUGGAGGACCAUGGUGAUUUAGGUGGGACCAAUAACAAUGUCAUCCAUCCAAUUUCAGGCACCAACCAACAAGGAAUCAUGAAUGGGUGCAUGGUAACCUUUUUUAAUAGUUUUACUUUGAUUAGUGAUUCUUCUUGUUUUAAUAUACCUCAGAACUGGGUUGAAACGAGUGCAUAAUUUCACUCUUUCACAUUUGUAAUCAGCAUAUCAGCUAUUAAUUAUUAUGCCCUAAUGCAGAAUUGGAUAUUAUGAAAA